AUGGGAAUCUUUGAAGCUGGAUUUGAAAAGCCGUCUCCUAUCCAAGAGGAAACUAUCCCCGUCGCUCUCACAGGUCGUGACAUUCUUGCCAGAGCGAAGAACGGAACCGGAAAGACAGCUGCCUUUGUUAUUCCAACCCUAGAACGCACCAACCCGAAAAUAGCUAAAACCCAGGCCCUUAUACUAGUGCCUACCCGAGAGCUAGCGCUACAGACAUCACAGGUUUGCAAGACGCUUGGAAAGCACCUUGGCAUAAAUGUCAUGGUCACAACCGGAGGAACCGGUCUACAGGACGAUAUUAUCCGACUUAACGACACGGUUCACAUCAUUGUUGGAACACCUGGCAGAAUUCUUGACCUUGCUAGCAAGGGCGUUGCUGAUCUAUCGGAAUGUACUACUUUUGUUAUGGACGAGGCGGACAAACUUCUUUCUCCUGAGUUCACUCCAGUUAUUGAACAACUCUUGACCUUUCACCCUAAAGACCGCCAAGUUAUGCUCUUUAGCGCCACUUUCCCGAUUAUCGUAAAGACUUUCAAGGACAAACACAUGCGAAACCCCUAUGAAAUUAACCUCAUGGAUGAGCUCACCCUCCGAGGCAUAACGCAAUAUUAUGCAUUCGUCGAAGAGAGGCAAAAAGUUCAUUGCUUGAACACUCUUUUCUCCAAACUCCAAAUAAAUCAGUCCAUCAUAUUCUGCAAUUCGACAAACCGCGUUGAGCUUCUCGCUAAGAAAAUUACCGAACUUGGAUACUCCUGCUUCUACUCUCAUGCGCGCAUGCUGCAACAUAACCGAAACCGCGUGUUCCACGACUUCAGAAACGGCGUAUGUAGGAACCUCGUGUGUUCAGACCUCUUGACUCGUGGUAUCGAUAUCCAGGCUGUGAACGUGGUUAUCAACUUUGACUUCCCCAAGAAUGCCGAAACAUAUUUGCACAGAAUUGGUCGUUCCGGACGUUUUGGGCAUCUUGGCUUGGCGAUCAACCUGAUUAACUGGGACGAUCGAUACAACUUGUACAAGAUCGAACAGGAAUUGGGAACUGAGAUCCAGCCCAUCCCUCCGUCCAUCGAUAAGAAACUAUAUGUUUACGAAACGCCAAAUACCAUUCCUCGCCCCAUCUCCAACAACCCCUCAGAGGAACAAAAAUCAGCUGGCCAGGAAAGCCAGCCUCGUCGACAAACCACCAACCCAUCCAAUGGCCAUGGACAGUACAGCUCCAACCGCGGGCAUUAUAGCCGCGGCUCAUACCGCGGUAGUCGUGGCUCCGGCCAGCGCUCAAACAACCCUGACAGCUCUAGAGCAGCCGGAAACUCACAAGCCAAUGCUGCCAAUUCAGGAACCCCUGGGUCCUAA
Molecule: messenger RNA, 1350 nt
Organism: Trichophyton benhamiae CBS 112371
Lineage: Eukaryota; Fungi; Ascomycota; Eurotiomycetes; Onygenales; Arthrodermataceae
Exons: 2
Coding region: 1-1350 (449 amino acids)
Biological process (GO): cytoplasmic stress granule assembly; P-body assembly
Cellular component (GO): P-body; cytoplasmic stress granule
Molecular function (GO): mRNA binding; ATP binding
Source: RefSeq, a predicted model, not a curated record